This is a messenger RNA of Boeremia exigua, 1158 nucleotides long. Its product is annotated as alpha/beta hydrolase. Bases 315 to 1139 code for a protein of 274 amino acids. The transcript has 4 exons. The record is from RefSeq and is a predicted model, not a curated record. NCBI's taxonomy places the organism in Eukaryota, Fungi, Ascomycota, Dothideomycetes, Pleosporales, Didymellaceae.
CUUAACUCCUUAACUCCUUAAUUCCCUAGAAGCCCCACUCACGAAGAGAUCUUGAGCAGACCAAGCGAUAUGUCAAAAUUCAUCAAUUUUCUGGUCAGACAAACUCCUAUCUACAGUUCAUAGAAUCUCUUAUCAUAUUCUUUGGUCAUUUACAGCUUAGUUGCUUCUAUUUCUGUUAAACGUUUUAACACCUUUAUGCGUUCUCCAUCUUCUUGCUAAUACUUUAGCUGUCUUUAACAUGUUACUUACUACAUGUGCACAGAACGUUCUAUCUAAGCGCUGUUAUCUUAGAGAUAAAAACCAUACAUUGCACUAUGUUUCAGAUGCAACAUCUCCGUGUGCCACAUCUAAGCAGCAUUAAUGUUGCAUACUACAUGCCGAAACUGUAUGACAGGUCAAAGGCAACCCUUGUUCUUAUUCAUGGCUUCAGCAUGUCCUCCCAUGUCUUUACCGGCCAUUUUCAAAGCCAAAAUUUGACCUCGGAGAUGAAUCUCCUCGGUAUCGAUGUUAUCGGUCAUGGCGAGACGAGAGUCAAGAACGAGACCUUUACUUAUUGGGAUACAGCCAUCAUGAUUGUCCAACUAUUGGACGCCCUCAGUAUCAACGAGGCAUUCAUACUUAGAACUAGCCACGGUGGAUGUAUUGCCGUUCGCACAUAUCUGAUCGCACCCAAGAAAGACGCAAUGGCAGGGUUUGAACCUCUGCUCAAAGCCUGGACUAGCUCAAUCCCCACUCCAGAUUUCGAGCUAGACGAUACCUACUGUAAUUUUGUUGUCGACGUCGACUUUGGCCACGACUGUCCGGAUACAUUGCGCGACUUCUGGAAACAAGCAAUGAAGAGCUACUACUCAGGAGAUGAUGGACGAAGGAAACUCAGGAUGGCGGCUAUAAAUCUACGAGACCGAGACAGCCUUCACGGCAGGCUUGCGUAUGUUCAUUGCCCAGUACUUUGGCUUCAAGGCACUGAAGACGCUGUGAAUACAGUGGCAAACGCGAAACAAGAGAUAGACCUGAUCCAGAACUCGUUGGAUGCUCGUUUACAGAUUAUAGAGGGAGGCUUACACGUUCUUAGCCACUCGCACCAAGAAGAGGUCGAACGCGCUGUAAGACAGUUUGUAGCGAUGCAUCACCGGGCUUAAUAUUGAUAUUGAAGAGACU